Thrips palmi is the source of this 2301-nucleotide messenger RNA. RefSeq lists its product as uncharacterized. Lineage: Eukaryota; Metazoa; Arthropoda; Insecta; Thysanoptera; Thripidae. The record is from RefSeq and is a predicted model, not a curated record. The transcript has 12 exons. Bases 1 to 2301 code for a protein of 766 amino acids.
AUGCCAGUGACACCCAAGCACUUUUACAGCAGGGGUGAUAGUGCAGGUUCCAACUCAACAGAAGGAAGGUGGCCCUCACCUAAAUUUAGAUCCGACAAGGAAGUGCCACCUAGUUUGAUGUCAGAGCCAUUGAGUGCACCUCCGUCUGGCUUCUCUCAGCCGAAAACAACAUCUUCAGGCUUGAAGCCUCCUGUUCAUCGGCCAACGGCAAAAUGCAUUCCAACUCGCUUCAAAGCCUGUCUGAUGAAGAUGCAGGACCGGUGGCGGCAUGAGGAUUUUCCAUCUGCCAAGCAGGUCCUGUUGUCCAACAGAUCUUCAUCAGAUUUGACUGCUGCUGCGGCUUUGAUUUCCCUGCCAACAUCCAUGGAUGACAAGUGCCACGCCUGGGUGGAAUCCAUUUCAGGUUUGAAUCAGCCUUCACUAGGUUCUGCUAAAGCCUCAGGUAGAAAAAUAGGACUUGUGGAUUACUCCCCUUCAUCCAAUAGUACCUGCAGUUCAAGUAUUUCUAAAAUCACUGACACUGGCAAGAAUCUGACACAGUUGGGUAACCAGCCAUCUGCUAAGCAAGCUCUGUUGCCCAAAGUGGUCUUGUCAGCUGCUGCAUGCAUUCAGAGUGACUGUGAAAAUCGAAUCAGCAAGACCAUUGGAGAGUCUGCACCACCACUUUCAUCGGAAAACUCCCCUUUAAAAUCUGUGGUCAGGUCUUUAAGUUUUGAUGAGGGGAAGGAAUGUAACAGAAAGAGUACAAAGUUGGCUCUUGUGGAUACAUCCUCUAAAAUCCUACCAGCUCCUCAAGCUCCACGUGUUGGUCUACCCCGACCCAAAGCCAAUGGAUCCAAGGUGUCAACUGAUUCCUCGGAAAAGUCUCUACCUCAUCCAAAAUCUGAGAAAAGAAAUACCUGUGACUUGGAGGGGACAUUCUUACCACCUAAAAGAUUCCAAGUGUCAGCUAAUCCCUCAGGAAACUCUCCACCUCAUUGUUUAGCUCCACGUGUUGGUCUACCCCGACCCAAAGCCAGUACCGAAAGAUCCAAGGUGUCAACCAAUUCCUCGGAAAACUCUCCACCUCAUUCUGCAAAAAGAAAUGCCUGUGACUCUCAGGGGACUCCCUCACCUCCUAAAAGGAUACCGACACCAGCUAAACCCUCAGAAAACUCUCCACCUCAUGUGAUUAGAAAUAGCUGUGAUUCACAAGGGACUGUCUUACCCUCAACUCGAGCUGUGUUGGUGAAUAUGGGACAACUUAGACCCUUGCCUCAAUCAGAAACAGGUGCUAGUAGGUUCAACAAGCCUUUGCCCUCAACCAAAACCUCAACAAGCAAUUCUGCAUCAUCUCAACGCCAUCUUAGAAACAGAACGUCCAAAGUAACCUAUGGACUAACACCAACUUCUGAUGAUAGUUCAGAUGAUUUAUUUAUUGGUUCUGAUGAUGAUGAUCCCUCAUGGAUUGUGGGGAACUUUGGUCCAAACACUGACUUCACAAAUUGUAAUGGAGAUGACACAGAUGAUAAUGAAAGCAGUUCAGGAAAUGAAGGCACCUCUGAAGUACCUAGUCAUAGAGGUUCUGCAGUUGAUGCUAGUUUUGAAGAAAUGCCUGAUGAGCCAUCUUCACCCCCACCGAAGAUAACUAAGAAACAGCUAAGAGCUGCUCGCAAAGCCAAGCGAAAUAGUGGUCAAGCUUAUGUGUCUGGUGAAGGUGUAUCAGUCAGUGCAAGGCAACGAAAAGCUGUUCACAAGUGUAAACGUCUGAAAUGUCAGAACAUCAUUACUAAUGAAAUUGGUGACGCUAUAUUUUCUGAGUAUUGGGCUAUGGGUAGUUACGAAAAGCGAGUGAACUACAUCUGCUCCAGAGUUCAAACUGAAAGAAUUCAGCGCUCCAGAAAAAGGUGGCAGGCUUCAAACCGGGGAAAGACAUAUUCAAACAAAUAUUUCUUUGACAUCAAAGGGAGUAGAUAUCAGGUUUGUAAAUCAACAUUCCUCGAUACACUUGGAGAAACAGAUACAUUUGUUCGCAUCUGCCUCAAGAAAAAAUCGGAGACUACAACUGGAAUUGGUCCCAAUGAACGUCGAGGGAAACAAACUCCUUCUCAUGCCUUGGCUGCAGACGUGAAGCAAAAAGUCUUGGAUCACAUUAAAUCUUAUCCUGCUUACGUGUCUCAUUACUGCAGGAAGCAGACAAAGCAAAAGUACCUAUCUUGUGAGUUGACUCUGAAGAAAAUGUGCAAUCAGUUCAAUGAAGAAAACAGAGCUUUGAAAGGGGCCGCCCCGACGGCCUUUCCUCCGCCUGAUCGACGUUUCUAG